AUGCUAAUAAUAAUGAUCAUUGUUUAUAGGGUAAAUGGGGCAAUAAUCCAAGGGUUUGAGGAUGAUGUUGGGACAAAGACGUCUUUCUACGGCUUCACCACCAACUCUCUCAAGAACUCAUUAAUUGGUUAUUACCAAGACGGCUGACAAGUGCCACGUGAUCCGGGCACUGGGUAUAUUUGUAUCCCUGCCGAAACUGGAGACUAUGUGAUGCUGGCAGCUGCCAUCCAGAGUGUGUCUGUACCCUCGGGACCUGAUAAAGGUGACAGGCCCUCAGAACUUUUUGGAUAUAAUACUGAAACACAUGAGUUCAAGAUGAUCCAUCUUCAAUAUGUGGCUCAAAGGUUCCUGAAAUCUCCACAGCUGGAGCAAUAUAGAGAUUUGUACAUGCCCAGCACGGGUGCACUGAUGCUUUUGAUUGCUUUACACUUGUGCCCUCAGGUCUCUGCAUAUGGCUUUAUCACAGAAAAUUACAAAGACUUCUCAGACCAUUACUAUGACAAGGUGAUGAAGCCGCUGGUCUUCUAUGCUAACCAUGACAUGGAGAUGGAGGGACAUCUGUGGAAGCAGUUGCACUCUCAAAAAGUCUUGUGGCUAAAUCAGAGACAAAAAAGGACAUGA
Messenger RNA from Sinocyclocheilus anshuiensis, 621 nucleotides. It is a transcript of the gene st6galnac2, whose product is annotated as ST6 (alpha-N-acetyl-neuraminyl-2,3-beta-galactosyl-1,3)-N-acetylgalactosaminide alpha-2,6-sialyltransferase 2. Gene Ontology annotation, molecular function: alpha-N-acetylgalactosaminide alpha-2,6-sialyltransferase activity. The record is from RefSeq and is a predicted model, not a curated record. Lineage: Eukaryota; Metazoa; Chordata; Actinopteri; Cypriniformes; Cyprinidae. Gene Ontology annotation, biological process: protein O-linked glycosylation.